GGGACGUGGCUCGGCGCCGCCAUCUUGUGGGGCUGCCCGCGGGGACGCGGAGCGCGGAGGGACCGAGCGCCCGGCCCAGCGCCGCCGCCGCCGCCGCCGCCGCCAUGGUGCUGUUGGCAGCAGCCGUCUGCACAAAGGCGGGGAAGGCCAUUGUCUCCCGGCAGUUCGUGGAGAUGACGCGGACCCGCAUCGAGGGGCUGCUGGCGGCUUUCCCGAAGCUGAUGAACACAGGGAAGCAGCACACUUUUGUGGAAACGGAGAGCGUGCGGUACGUCUAUCAGCCGAUGGAGAAGCUCUACAUGGUGCUGAUCACCACCAAGAACAGCAACAUCCUGGAAGACCUCGAAACACUCCGACUCUUCUCUAGAGUGAUCCCUGAAUAUUGCCGAGCCCUGGAGGAGAAUGAGAUCUCUGAACACUGCUUCGACCUGAUCUUUGCCUUUGAUGAAAUCGUUGCCCUGGGCUACCGUGAGAAUGUAAAUCUGGCACAGAUUCGGACCUUCACGGAGAUGGACUCACAUGAAGAAAAGGUGUUCCGAGCAGUCCGAGAGACUCAGGAACGCGAGGCGAAAGCUGAGAUGCGCCGCAAAGCGAAGGAAUUGCAGCAGGCUAGGAGGGACGCGGAGAGACAAGGCAAAAAGGCACCCGGUUUCGGUGGCUUUGGUAGCUCGGCCGUGUCUGGGGGCACAACGGCAGCAAUGAUCACGGAGACCAUCAUUGAGACGGAGAAGCCCAAAGUGGCACCAGCGCCUGCCAGGCCUUCAGGUCCCAGUAAAGCCCUGAAACUUGGCGCUAAGGGGAAGGAGGUGGACAACUUCGUGGACAAGCUGAAAUCGGAAGGAGAAAAUAUCAUGACCUCUGUCGGCAAACGCUCUACGGAAGCAGCCAAAGUUCUCGCUCCUCCUGUUAACAUGGAGAGCGUGCACAUGAAAAUAGAGGAGAAAAUUUCCUUGACUUGUGGCCGUGAUGGAGGGUUGCAGAACAUGGAGCUGCAUGGCAUGAUCAUGCUGCACAUUUCCGAUGAAAAGUUUGCACGGAUUCGCCUGCAUGUUGAAAAUGAAGACAAGAGGGGAGUGCAGCUACAGACUCACCCCAAUGUGGACAAGAAGCUCUUCACUGCAGAGUCGCAGAUUGGCUUGAAGAACCCCGAGAAGUCAUUCCCUAUUAACAGCGACGUGGGUGUGCUGAAGUGGAGGUUGCAGACCACAGAAGAGUCCUUCAUUCCACUGACAAUUAACUGCUGGCCGUCAGAAAGCGGGAACAGCUGCGAUGUUAACAUUGAAUACGAGUUGCAAGAGGAGAGCCUAGAGCUGAACGACGUGAUCAUCACCAUCCCCUUGCCGUCUGGUGUCGGCGCCCCGGUGAUCGGGGAGAUCGAUGGCGAGUAUCGCCACGACAGCCGAAGGAAUCUCCUCGAGUGGUGCCUGCCAGUGAUAGAUGCCAAAAACAAGAGCGGCAGCCUGGAGUUCAGCAUAGCAGGGCAGCCGAACGACUUCUUCCCAGUGCAAGUCUCCUUCGUCUCCAAAAAGAAUUACUGCAACAUACAGGUUACCAAAGUGACCCAGGUAGACGGGAACAGCCCUGUAAGGUUUUCUACUGAAACCACCUUCCUGGUGGACAAAUACGAAAUCCUGUAAUGCCAGCUGUGGAAAAUCACAAAGGAAGAGAUUUUUAAAUUUAAAAAAAAAAAAAAAAAAAAAAAAAAAAAAGAGAGAGAGGCCGAAGUUUCUUCUGAAUGUUGGGAACGCCGCAGCCCCCCUUUCUGCUAAGACGUGUGGCUCUGUGUGCAGCAUUCCGGGGUCACAGACAUUUUUGGCAGAGAAUUGACAUGCUCGUGGGGGAAAGGCCACAAAUUUUUUUGGCAGACUUUUACCGGCCGGCAGAAAAAAACCGAGAUCUCCGCAGAGAACCUGGCUUUGACAUGUCCCCUUCUCCCCUGAAGACGACCGGAGCUCAGUCCCAGAGCCUACCAGACACGGUUCGCUUCCUUUCUGAAGCGUCACAUGCUGUUCCGUUCUUGGUGCUGCCCUUUGAAUCUCUCCUCUGCCUUCAAGUCUCGUUGCUGUAGAAGAAAGCGGGCGCUAAGAUAACGUGUGCGGGGGGCACCUUGCUUCUCUGGACCCUUCCGUCUGGUAGAGAUGGAGCAAGGUGGCCUGGGUUCCAAAGGCGGGGAGGGCCCGGGGCGGGACAGGGACUCAGGGCUUGGGUCCUCUUGCCCCACACGGCCGCUGCCUUCUCCAGCCCCGGGGUACAGCGGUGGCCUGGGCUCGCCUCUGCGGCUCGGAGAGGGCUGCGGGGCAGCACCGGCUGCGGCUCCGGGUGCUGGGGCUGCUGCUGCUGCUGAAGGGGGGAGAGGGUCCCAAGGGACUGUCCCACACCCCGGCCCGCUGUCUGCUGCAGCUGCUCUUGGGCCGGGCUUUGGAGGCGCUUCCAUUAGGUUAGAACCAGCUGUGUGUCCUUGUUGGGGCCCUUUCAGUGUCUUGGGAGCAUGAAGGCUGGGCCUGCCUCCUGUGAGCGGCCGUGGAGGCUGGCUUACUCGGCCUGUUUGUCAGGACCUGGCCUCAACGCGCGCUCUUUCUCAGUGCUUGCGGGUGGAGGAGGAGGAGGAAAUGCUGGCGUUCAGAACGCAGAGGGGCUGAUCCGAGUCCGAGCAGCACCCCAGGGUGGUAUCUGCAGCCCCAGAGCCGUCCCUGCUCCUGCCGCCUCGCAGGCAAUGUUUGCCUCAUCUCACAUGUCUGUGCUCCCCUCAACUCAUCUCACCUGCCCGAGUCGGGGCCCUGCGGUGGCUCAAAGCUCCCCUGGCCGCCAGCGAGCGCUGGGGGGGAGCUCACCCGCUGCAGCCGUAGGACCCGAGCACGCGGACGGAAAGCAAAUCCCCUAAAAGCACGUGUGCUGUGCUCCCAAGAGCGCCUGGCGUAGAGUGUCUCUGUUCCCCUGGGGCCUUCUGCCAAAGAAGUUCGUGGUCUCUCCUCCGUCAGCGGCUCCCGAGAGAAAAUCAGCCCUCCCCCGUGUCCCGGGAGGGCGGGAGAGCAACCCUGGUCCCUAGCGAAGUAGGCGACGAACCCCGUUAACUCGGUCCUGUGCCAGAGUGGCUUGUCUGUAUGAUUUUAAAAUGGAGUCGAGGUUAGUUUGAGCAUCGCGGGGGCUUUGUUUUGGGUUUUGUUUGUUUGUUUUGUUUUUUUUUUCCCUUAAAUUCGUUGGAGGGUAAUAUUUAAACCGAGCUGAGAUUUCCACCCCCCCCAUCCCUUUUUGUAACCCUGUACGAUACUGGCCUAGGGAAUAGAGCACAUUCCAGUGUACACAGAGAAUACCAAGUCUUUAAUCAAAUAAAGAGUAUUGUCAAAGGA
Molecule: messenger RNA, 3347 nt
Organism: Tyto alba (common barn owl)
Lineage: Eukaryota; Metazoa; Chordata; Aves; Strigiformes; Tytonidae
Gene: ARCN1
Product: archain 1
Exons: 10
Coding region: 105-1637 (510 amino acids)
Biological process (GO): Golgi localization; endoplasmic reticulum to Golgi vesicle-mediated transport; retrograde vesicle-mediated transport, Golgi to endoplasmic reticulum
Cellular component (GO): COPI vesicle coat; cytosol
Source: RefSeq, a predicted model, not a curated record